AGCUCUUUUCUGACGUUGCCUUCCAGACGAGAGAAUCCAAAGGCCGCCCUAUUUUCCUCUGCCACUCUCAAUCCUCGCAGGGCCCCUACGCCAAGCUUCCAAGCAACAGCAAGGUGAAGAGAAAGAGCAUGAACCCAGAUCUAGCUGGAGGGAUGGCAGACGGGGCUUUCAAGUUUCUUCUUCAAAAACUUGAAGCUUUUGCAAGUAGAGAACGGAACUUGCAGGAAAAUAUCAGGAAUGGAGUCCGUGAGUUACAAAGGGAGCUGUGGAGAAUAGAAGCCAUGAUGAGAGAUGCUGAUGCAAAGAAAGAUUAUGAUAACCAAUUCAAUGUGUGGAUUCAAGAAGUUCGCACAGAAGCUUAUGCCAUUGAGGAUGUUCUUGACCUGUUCAGACUCCACCGGGAUCAAGAAUCAGUGUGGCGCCACUUGAAAAUGCGGCACUCCAUUAGCAACCUGAUACAGGAUAUUAACACAAGGCUCACAAUCAUUAAACAGACAAAGGAGAGGUAUCAGAUCAUUAAGGAGAUAAAUGAGAGGUAUUCGAUGAUGGUCCCCACCAAUUCAGUUAGUUCAGAAACCAACACAUACCAUAAUGUGAGAGCAGCUCCUUUGAUCCUCGGCUGGGGCAAUAACACUGUGGGCAUUGACGAGCCUAAAAGGAAGUUGGUUUCUUGGGCAUUGGAGUCAAAUCAGAAACUCAAGGUUAUGUUCGUGGUGGGGAUGGCUGGGUUGGGCAAGACCAUGCUUGCCCGCAGUGUAUACGAGGAGGUGAAGGAGCGCUUUGAUUGCCAUGCCUGGAUCAUUGCUUCAAAGUACCAAACCAUAGAUGAAACCUUACAGAGCUUGUUGGAGGAACUUGGCUCUUCGACAGAGGGGUCUGACAUAGUUCUUCUGAUGCAGAGACUGCACAAUUUUCUCCAACACAAACGGUAUGUUAUAGUUGUUGACAAUUUAUGGGUAAAAGAUGUGUGGGAACCCAUUAGACUUGCCUUGCCUGAUGGUAAUGACAAUAGAAUAAUUAUCACUACAAGAAGAGGCGAUAUAGCUAAUUCUUGUAGAGAUGAUGAUUCUAUUGACAUCCACAAGGUUCAGCCACUGUCACCACAUUGGGCUGAGCAACUCUUUUAUAAGAAAGCUUUCCCAGGAGAUGGCAGCUGUCCUUCAGGCUUGGAGGAAGUCUCCAAAUCCAUCUUACAGAAAUGUGAUGGAUUACCUCUUGGGAUUAUUGAAAUUGGUAGGGUCUUGCGGAGUAAGCCUCGUCAAACUAAAUACGAGUGGAAAAAAUUAGAUGAUAGCCUUGAGUCUGAAUUGAGAAGCGGUGGUGCCCUCUCAGCUAUUAUGAGAAUGUUUUCUACAAGUUACAAGGAUUUACCUUACCACCUCAAGUGUUGCUUCUUAUAUAUGAGUGUGUUUCCGGAGAAUAAUCCAGUUAAGCGAAAAAGACUGAUUCGGCUAUGGAUAGCCGAGGGAUUUGUAACAGAGGAGAGAGGCAAGACUUUUGAAGAGGUGGGGGAAGAGUACCUGAAUGAGCUUAUUGGCAGGAAUCUGAUAAAGGCAAAUGAAAUGGACUUUGAUGAAAGGCCAAUAACUGUUGGAGUCCAUAGUCUCAUGCAUAAGAUGAUUCUCUCAGUUUCACAAGAGGAGAACUUCUGUACUGUUUGUGCAGGACCAGAAGGAAACUUGGCUGACAAACCCCGGCGCCUAUCCAUCCAGAUGGGAAACUUUGAUGUGUCUCAGGACUUGACCUGUGUUCGAACUUUUUUCAGUUUCAGUGCAGGUAGGGUAAACAUUGGUUUGAAUUUCAAACUAUUGAAGGUUUUGGACAUACAAAGCACUCCUUUGGGAAACUUUCCAAGUGCCAUUACAGAUCUUGUGCUCUUGAGAUACUUGAGUUUGAGGAAUACGAAUAUAAGGAGCAUCCCCAAAUCCCUCAGGAACCUACGGCACCUUGAGACCUUGGAUCUUAAGCAAACUCUGGUAAAAGAGCUACCCAAAGCAGUCCUACAACUUGAUAAACUUCGCCACUUGCUGGUUUAUGCCUACAAUAUGGGAAGUGUUGUACCGUUUGAUGCCGUUCAAGGGUUUGCUGUACCGAGAAAGAUCGGAGCACUGAAGAAUCUGCAAACGCUAUUAUUUGUAAAGGCGAGAAGGCAUAACAGAAUGAUACAGGAGCUCAAAAAUCUGACAAAGCUGAGGAAGCUGGGCAUUGUAGAAUUAGCAAAAGAAGAUGGAAAUAGCUUGUGCCACUCAAUUGAGAAGAUGUCGGAUCUCCUUUCCUUGGAUGUUACCUCCCUUACUAAGGAGGAGCCUCUGGAGCUUGAUGCAAUGACCAAUCCACCGCCCCUUCUUCAACGCUUGUACCUCAGAGGGCCCUUGAAAAGGUUUCCACGGUGGGUAUCUUCUCUACAUGACCUGGAGAGAAUACACCUAAAAUGGUCCUUAUUGUCACAAGACAACCCAAUUGAAGCUCUUCAAGAUCUUCCAAACUUGAUGGAGCUGCAGUUACUUGAUGCAUACACUGGAACCCGUUUGGACUUCAAAUCGGGAAAAUUUCAGAAGCUUAAGAUAUUAGACCUUGAGCAAUUGAAACAGCUGAGGUUUAUCAUAAUGGAAGAUGGCACAUUACCUUGCCUACAAAAGCUGAUCAUAAGGCAAUGCAAUGAGCUGGAACAUGUCCCCGUAGGUAUUGAUGGGCUUCUUCAUCUCAAUGAGCUGCACCUCUGCGAUAUGCCUGAGAAAUUCGUGGCACUGCUGAAGAAAAGAGGCGGUGAACUUCGCCAUUUGCUUCACCGUAUUUUGCAUAUUCUCUCAUAUCAACAGGGCCAGUUGGUGGAAGAUCUUUCAUGACCAUAUAUGCUACAUCUGUGACAUGCACCAGUGGAUCAAGAAUCAAGGAAAUCAUGGUGGGAUAUCUAGCAUUUAUACAUAUCAAGCAUCGAAUAUCUGUGGAGUCAUAUUUGAAGCUGCCAUUGUUAAAACUACGCCGAGACUCGGUACAAGACAGUCUGAUUAUGGUUAGUUGUCAAGCCCCUUAGGCUUCCAAUUGAUUUUUAUGCUUCUUGUAUUAUAAUAAUAUUGGAUUGUGAAAUCAAAA
Messenger RNA from Vitis riparia (riverbank grape), 3093 nucleotides. Its product is annotated as disease resistance protein RPM1-like. NCBI's taxonomy places the organism in Eukaryota, Viridiplantae, Streptophyta, Magnoliopsida, Vitales, Vitaceae. The transcript has 3 exons. The record is from RefSeq and is a predicted model, not a curated record. Bases 129 to 2846 code for a protein of 905 amino acids. Gene Ontology annotation, molecular function: ADP binding. Gene Ontology annotation, biological process: defense response to other organism.